GGGGGAAAAGAGGAGGAGGAGGAGGAGGAGGCGGCAGCGGCCGCGGGGACAGCGACAAACGGGGACCGCCAUGUACCGGCACGUCACCGCCACCGUCACCGCCGCCGUCCGCCUCCGGCCCGGCCGCGCCUGGGCUCCGGCAGCGCCCGUAGCGCCCGGGACGGCCCCGCCGCGCCGCCGCUACCGAGCGCGGCCGCAGGGCCUGGAGCCCCCCCUGGGGCUGGCGCUGCUGCCCCCCCCGCGCUGUCCCCAGCCCCGGCCCCCCGGGACCCCCCCCCGGGGGCUGCAGGGGCUCGGGGGUCCCGUCACCACCGUGGACGGGCGGCGCGAGGACGACAUCGAUGUCAGGGACCGCCCCCGGCUGCUGCUGGGACCCCCCGGACCCCCCCCCCGGCGGCCCCGGGACCCCCCCCCGGGGGUCGGGCCAACCCCCCCUCCAUGGAGGAGCACCUGGCCACCAUGCACGAGAAACUGAGGCACGAGCUCCCCAAUUUCUUCCUGAAGAUUCCGGAUUAUUCCAUCUACGCCCCCGACGUGGAGUUCCAGUGCCAGCACCUGCACCUGCACACACGGGGCCGGGCCAUGUACGCGGUGGCCGUGGCGCUGUGCCGGGCCCUGGCCUGGGGUUACUUUGCCAGCCUCAGGCUGGAGCUGCUGGCGCUGACGCGGCACCCGGAGGAUUGGAGCCUGCGGGCACGGUGGCGCCUGACCGGGCUGCCCCUGCACCUGCUGCUGCUGCGCUGGUACCGGCGGGACAAACGGACCCUGCUCAGGUCCUACGACGCCCUCUCCACCUUCUUCCUCAACUCCGGGGGGCUGAUCCGCUGCCACCGCGUCGACAAGCUGAUGCCGGCCCCCACCGCUGUCCCCGAGCCCAAGAAGCUCCUGGUGGCCUCGGCGCUGGCGGCGGCGCUGGCCCCGCCCUGAGGGGACACCUGAGGGGACACCUGAGGGGACACCUGAGGAGCGCCCCUCCCCCACCCCGGAGCGGCUCCCACGUCACCUGCGCCCCUCCCCCACCCGCCGCGCCCCU
Poecile atricapillus (Black-capped chickadee) is the source of this 1033-nucleotide messenger RNA. RefSeq names its product chromosome 26 C6orf136 homolog (gene C26H6orf136). The record is from RefSeq and is a predicted model, not a curated record. The transcript is spliced from 6 exons. Bases 439 to 927 code for a protein of 162 amino acids. NCBI's taxonomy places the organism in Eukaryota, Metazoa, Chordata, Aves, Passeriformes, Paridae.